Messenger RNA from Mesoplodon densirostris (Blainville's beaked whale), 1629 nucleotides. RefSeq names its product cleavage stimulation factor subunit 2-like. The record is from RefSeq and is a predicted model, not a curated record. Gene Ontology annotation, cellular component: mRNA cleavage and polyadenylation specificity factor complex. Lineage: Eukaryota; Metazoa; Chordata; Mammalia; Artiodactyla; Ziphiidae. Gene Ontology annotation, molecular function: mRNA binding.
AUGGCGGGUGUGACUGUGAGAGACCCUGCGGUGGCUGGUUCUCUCCAUUCGGUGUUUGUGGGGAACAUUCCAUAUGAGGCUACUGAAGAGCAAUUAAAGGACAUCUUUUCUGAGGUUGGGCCUGUUGUUAGUUUCAGGUUGGUAUAUGAUAGGGAGACAGGAAAGCCAAAAGGUUGUGGCUUCUGUGAAUACCAAGGCCAGGAGACAGCACUUAGGGCCAUGCAAAACCUAAAUGGGUGUGCAUUCAGUGGGAGAGCACUUCGAGUGGACAAUGCUGCCAGCAAAAAGAGCAAAGAAGAGCUGAAGAGCCCUGGCACUGGUGCCUCUGUCAUUGAGUCACCUUAUGGGGCGACCAUCAGUCCUGAGGAUGCCCCUGAGUCCGUUAGCAAAGCAGUUGCCAGUCUUCCACCAGAGCAGAUGUUUGAGCUGAUGAAACAAAUGAAGCUCUGUGUCCAGAAUAGUCCUCGGGAAGCACGGAACAUGUUGCUUCAGAACCCUCAACUGGCUUAUGCUUUGCUACAAGCCCAGGUAGUGAUGAGAAGUGUGGAUCCAGAAAUUGCCUUGAAAAUUCUGCAUCGCCAGACACAUAUCCCAACACUGAUUGCAGGCAACCCUCAGACAGUCCACAGCGCUGGACCUGGCUCAGGAUCCAGUGUGUCAAUAAACCAACAGAAUCCUCGGGCCCCUCAGGCCCAGUCUUUGAGUGGAAUGCAUGUCAAUGGCGCACCUCCUCUGAUGCAAGCUUCUCUGCAGGCUGAAGUUGCAGCACCAGGGCAGAUACCAGCGACCGUAACAGGACCUGGCCCUGGUUCCUUAGCGCCUGGAGGAGGAAUGCAGGCCCAGGUUGGAAUGCCAGGCAGUGGACCAGUGUCCAUGGAGUGGGGACAAGUGCCGAUGCAAGACCCCAGAGCAGCUAUGCAGCGUGGGCCCUUGCUGCCACCUGCCAACGUCCCAACUCCUCGAGGUCUGUUGGGAAACGCUCCAAAUGACCCACGCAGAGGCACUUUGCUUUCUGUAACUGGAGAGGUAGAGCCUAGAGGUUACCUGGGACCACCUUAUCAGGGUCCGCCCAUGCACCAUGUCCCUGGCCCUGACAGCUGUGGCCCACCCCCACAUGAGAUGAGGGGAGAGCCAUUAGCUGAGCCCAGACCUCUAAUGGCAGAGUCAAGAAGACCCAUGCUAGAUCAGAGGGGUCCACCAUUGGAUGGCAGAGGUGGAAGAGAUCCCCGAGGCAUAGAUGCACGAGGGAUGGAGGCACGAGCCAUGGAGGCAAGAGGAUUAGAUGUUAGAGGAUUGGAAGCCCACGCGAUGGAGGCCCGUGCAAUGGAGGCCCGUGCAGUGGAAGUCAGAGGGAUUGAGGCCAGAAGCAUGGAUACAAGGGGGCCAGUCCCAGGCCCUAGAGGCCCUAUACCUAGUGGAACAGGUCCCAGUCCAAUUAAUAUGGGGGCAGUUGGCCCCCAGGGAUCCAGACAUGUCCCAGUCAUGCAAGAAGUGAGCAUUCAGGGUGGAGGCCAGCCUGGUGGCUUUAGUCCUGGCCAGAACCAAGUCACAACCAAGCUUCCUCCUGAGCAGAGGCAGAGUAUCCUGAUCUUCAAGGAACAAAUACAGAUGUCUACUGGAGCGCCUUAA